Messenger RNA from Thecamonas trahens ATCC 50062, 1020 nucleotides. RefSeq lists its product as uncharacterized. The annotation marks the transcript as partial. Gene Ontology annotation, biological process: SCF-dependent proteasomal ubiquitin-dependent protein catabolic process. Lineage: Eukaryota; Apusomonadida; Apusomonadidae. The transcript has a single exon. Gene Ontology annotation, cellular component: SCF ubiquitin ligase complex. The record is from RefSeq and is a predicted model, not a curated record.
GAAUGGACGCACUUGACGCGCUGCUCGAAGCGUAUGACAUCCCUACCGAGGCCACCACUGACGACGAGCUCGCUGCUGUUGCUGCCGCCAACUCGGAGAUGGAUUUGACUCGCUUUGCUUCCGUCAGCUCGGCCAAGAUCAGCUACGCGACCGAGUACGGCCAGAGUAUCACCAAGCUAGUGGUGGUGGACACCGCGCUGACCGAUGCCGAUCUGGCCCCACUCAUCGACCUGCUGCCGGCGCUCAAAGAAGUCGAUCUGAGUCAAUCGGCGAAGCUGACUGAUGUGACCCUCAUUGCUCUCGCGCAGACCUCGCCAGGCAUCACCAAGCUCACCCUCAACGCUUGCACAGGCUUCACUGACGCCGGCAUCAUGGUCGCGGCGCUGACUCUCAACUCGCUCACGGAUCUGUCGCUCACAGCCUGCACCAAGCUCACCGAUCAGGCCCUGGAGGCGCUCUCGCAGGCUCCGUGCAUCGCGUCGCUUACCUCGCUCUCGCUUGCGUACUCAACAAGCUACACCUCCGACACCCUUGAGGCGCUGCUGAGCGAGACUGCAGCACUUGAAUCGCUCAAUCUGGCGCUCGUCGCCUGUGUCCGCAACGAAUCGCUCAAGGUGGUGGCCGACCGUGCGCCUCGGCUCCGCGACCUCAACAUCGCUUCAUGCCUCUUGAUUGACGACGACGGCAUUGCCGAGCUCUGCGGCGGCGACGACGAUGACGCUGAGGGCAUAGGGCCGACGCUGACGACUCUCAACUGUGCCUCACUCCCGCUCGUCACCGACUUUGGCCUCUCGCUCCUCGCCGACUACUUUCCCGCCCUCCGCGACCUCAAUCUCCAGCUCUGCGAGGGCAUCACCCAGCUUGGGGCCGAGAACCUCUACAACUCGGCGCCGCACAUCGCCAAGCUCACGUUCUGAGCCAAGUUGCACCCGUCGCCACACAGGCCGAGCAGCGCGCCAUCUCUAGCCGUCAGCCAUCGUGGUCACUCGUCUCUCACGAGUAACACACCCUUCAUCCACA